CAAACUCAGAACCUCCAGCUCUCCGGCUGAGUCCUCCCAUCUACCAUGAAGUUCUCUGCUGCCUGUCUGAGCCUGCUGCUCACAGCUGCCAUCCUCAGCACCCAACUGCCUGCUCAGCCAGUUUCGGUCUCCAUCCCCGUCACCUGCUGCUUUGAUACAGUACAAAAGAAGAUCCCCAUGAAGAGACUGCAGAACUACACAAUGGUCAACAAUAGCCAUUGUCCUCAGGAGGCAGUAAUCUUCAAGACCAAGCUGGGAAAGAAAAUCUGUGCAGACCCCAAGAAGAAGUGGGUCAAGACUCUUAUGAAGCGCCUGAACUCAAAAUCCCAGAAGCUGAAAAGCCAAAGCCGAAAGUCUCCACGCCUGGGCUGA
Molecule: messenger RNA, 372 nt
Organism: Sorex araneus (European shrew)
Lineage: Eukaryota; Metazoa; Chordata; Mammalia; Eulipotyphla; Soricidae
Product: C-C motif chemokine 8-like
Exons: 3
Coding region: 46-372 (108 amino acids)
Biological process (GO): positive regulation of GTPase activity; monocyte chemotaxis; positive regulation of ERK1 and ERK2 cascade
Cellular component (GO): extracellular region
Molecular function (GO): chemokine activity; CCR chemokine receptor binding
Source: RefSeq, a predicted model, not a curated record